GUGAAAGCACCUCAGAGGCAACGCUGUGACCUGAAACAGAGGUACAUUUUCUUCAUCACCUAACUGCAAGCGAUAUCAAACCUGCUCAAUCUCCUCAGGGGUCCAGGUCUUCAACACGUCAACACUCCGACAGAGAGCAGUUGGUUCAGAGUGGUAAGAGAAGAGAGGAACGCGGGUGAGACUACGAGAAGAAUGUCCUGAGUCUGUGAAGGUGUUUCAUGUGUUCCGCUGUUUCGUUGGUAACAAUGGAUCAUGUCAAGGCAACCACAGAUAAUUACUAUAUUGAUGACAACAGCUACUACAGCUAUUCACCUGAAACAGGCAGCAGCCAAUCCAGUGGCGUGCCCUGCAACCAGGAUGGCAUCAUGGACUUCACCCGGAGCUACUCCCCUGUGGUCUACAGCCUGGUGUUUGUGUUGGCGUUGGUGGGUAACAUCCUGGUGCUGUGUGUGGUGAGGCGCUACCGCACCUCUCAGACAGGCGGGGCCUGCUCCUUCUCCCUCACCGACACCUUCCUGCUCCACCUGGCCGUGUCCGACCUCCUGCUGGCCCUCACGCUGCCCCUCUUCGCCGUCCAGUGGGCCCGCCAGUGGGUGUUCGGCGUGGCCGCCUGCAAGAUUUCCGGAGCCCUGUUCUCUCUGAACCGUUACAGCGGCAUCCUGUUCCUGGCCUGCAUCAGCUUCGACCGCUACCUGGCCAUCGUCCACGCCGUCAGCACCGGCUGGAAACGCAACACCUGCCAUGCCCAGAUCGCCUGCGCCCUCAUCUGGACAGUGUGCUUGGGCCUGAGUGGGGUGGACAUCGCCUUCAGACAGGUGGUGAAGGUGGAAGUGGGGCGCUCAGGGGAUCAUCAGGGCCUGCUGGUGUGCCAGACGGUGUUCACCUACAGCUCAGUCCAGUGGCAGGUGGGGAUGCCGCUAGUAAACUUGGUGCUGGGCUUUGGGCUGCCCCUGCUGGUCAUGCUCUACUGCUACAUCCGUAUCUUCCGCUCCCUUUGCAACGCCUCGCGCCGCCAGAAGAGGAAGUCCCUCCACCUCAUCGUAUCCCUGGUGUCAAUGUUUGUGCUCUGCUGGGCGCCCUACAACUCCUUCCAAUUGGCCGAAAGCCUGCAGAAGCUGGGCGUGAUUAGUGGUGGCUGCCAGUUUGGCCGCACGGUGGACAUCGGGAUCCUGGUGUCUGAGAGCAUGGGGCUGUCACACUGCGCCCUGAACCCGCUGCUGUACGGCUUUGUGGGGGUGAAGUUUAGGAGGGAGCUGACCAGAAUGUGGAAGGGGCUGCUGGGCCAGAGGUUCUAUCCAGGGAUGGAGGGAUGGGGAGGACAGAGGAGAACACGGAAGCCCACCGGAUCCUUCAGCUCAGCAGAGAGCGAGAACACCUCCUACUUCUCUGUCAUGGCAUGAGCCAGGCACGUGCACAGUUAGGGAUCUACCUGUGCCCAAGCACCUGCCCCUUGCCCUCUCACUUGCAAAGUGCCCUUUUGGGUGGUGGUAUAAUUAUACUUUUUUUGUAUACACUUUUUGUUGUUGUUCUGAACCCACAAGUCAUCGUAAAGUUGUGAAGUUCUCCACCCCCCCAUCCCGUCCAUUGGUCUGCCCUGUAUAGAGCUUAAGUGCGUCCGGUAUCCAAACAUGCAUGGCUUGAGAUGCAGUCACCGGUCGAGUCUGUGUAGCAAGCUACCUAGUUUAAAUAUCAACAGUACUGCCACAGCAGCAUAACAUUUGAUUUACAUCAUCAUCAAUAUUUGGUCUGGCCUACAAAGCCUACGCACAGCAGAAAGGCAGAAGACAUAGAGAGGAGCAGCUGCAUCUACGCUCUAUGACCCUCUGACCCAACUCCAUUCCUUCAUCAGUCGGGUGUUGCACAUGUGUGUCAGGGCAGCAGCAACACAUGUAGUCUAGACUUUAGCUAACCACAGUAUACUAAAAUAUCCACACAAGCCACUAGCCAGCCAGCCAUAUAGCAUGAGUUAGGAGAGUAUGAAUAUUAUAGUAUAGUAUGAAGUUAUUAUUUAAGAGAAAUCCCAAUCAAAAAAAAUGCUAGUUAACUAUCAGAUUUACAUCAAUCAUCAACACAAUGAUCAGUUGAUAACCUUUCCCAAUGUCAAUCAUGUGUUGAGGAGGCACUGCAACUAGCUUGCUUACAAUUUUUGAUGAGUGAGUGUGUUGUUGGAAAAAUAAAUAGGCCUAUGCUAAAACAUGUUUGUUUUUUAUCCCUACAGAGGCAGUUAGUGUGUUAUGAAUUUAGAGACGUUAUUAUUUUUUAAAGGUGGUUGUCACUA
Molecule: messenger RNA, 2278 nt
Organism: Coregonus clupeaformis (lake whitefish)
Lineage: Eukaryota; Metazoa; Chordata; Actinopteri; Salmoniformes; Salmonidae
Product: C-X-C chemokine receptor type 3-2-like
Exons: 3
Coding region: 219-1400 (393 amino acids)
Biological process (GO): immune response; G protein-coupled receptor signaling pathway; chemotaxis
Cellular component (GO): membrane
Molecular function (GO): chemokine receptor activity
Source: RefSeq, a predicted model, not a curated record